This is a messenger RNA of Hibiscus syriacus, 499 nucleotides long. RefSeq lists its product as uncharacterized. Lineage: Eukaryota; Viridiplantae; Streptophyta; Magnoliopsida; Malvales; Malvaceae. The transcript has 2 exons. Bases 34 to 381 code for a protein of 115 amino acids. The record is from RefSeq and is a predicted model, not a curated record. Gene Ontology annotation, cellular component: delta DNA polymerase complex. Gene Ontology annotation, biological process: DNA synthesis involved in DNA repair; DNA-templated DNA replication. Gene Ontology annotation, molecular function: DNA-directed DNA polymerase activity.
UUCAAAAUUUGAAUUUGAACCGGAGAUUCGAGCAUGGCAAGAACAUCCACCAACAUGAGGGGCUUUUACAGGCAGAAGAAGAAGAACCACACCACCACCGCUACGGGAUGCAUCACCAAAUCAAAAUCAACCAAAACCCCAUCUUUUGUUUCCGAUAUCACCCAAACUCCAGCCCUCCAUACCAGAGAUGAUUUCUGUGACGAGGAACGAGCCUUGAGGGAAUUUGAUAUGAACAUGGCAUAUGGACCGUGCCUUGGGAUAACGCGGCUGGCUCGUUGGGAAAGAGCUCAGAGGUUGGGGCUGGACCCUCCUAAAGAAAUCCAUUGCCUUUUGAAAGGUGGGGAUGUGAAGCUAGAGUGUUUCCUUGAUGGUCGUGUUUAGUUAGUUUAGUAGUGCUGCAUUUUGCUCAACUUGGAAUCGAUGUACAGCCUCUGGCUGUUCUUGUUCUUGGAUGUUUUCUGACUCUCUUUUUUUUAUCAAGGAUCUGGAAAGUUAAUAA